UGGGCGGUGAGAGGCUACCAGAAGGCGUGGAGCAGGGAUCGCACCAUGGGAAGCAGACCAGCUGUUCCUUUGUCCCCACGCAGGGUGGCUCUGACCGGCCACGUCGUUCCCGUGGACCCCGCAGAUGGACCCGCGUGCGGGAUCGGGCUGCGAGGUGAGGUGCUGCUGCCCAUGGUGUCCCCGUGCUGCAGAGACAUGGUGGCUGUAGCUGAGGAGCCCCAGGAGGCGAUGACGACCCCGACUGAAGACGCACCCAAGGUGGUGGACACAGAAGAGGACCAACACGAGGUGCCGUUGACUCUGACCAAGGAUUCCCCUAAGGUGCUGGUGUCCACAAACAAGGAUCUCCCUGAGGUGCCAGCAGAGCAGCUGAGACGCAACAUGCCACGGGGGACCUGCCUGAUCCACAACUGGCAGGAGGAGAGAGCCACCAACCACCUGGACUAUGUGGUACCACUGGAGUUGGGCAGCGAGGGCUUCAUCUACCGUCACGGUCACCGCGGGCUGCUGGCUCCCCUGCACGCACCAGUCUCACUGCCUUGCAGCACCACCAAGGAUGCCUUCCGCCCACCCCACAGAAUCCCACUGCUGGCACAAGGGCAGCGAGAAGCCAUGCUGGAGAGGAUGCUGUACCAGAAGUACCGGCAGGAGCUGAUGGAGGAGAUCCACCCACCGCCUGGUUCCAUGGAGACACUCUCCACCACACACCAGGAUUAUCGGGCGGGAGGCUUCCAGCCCACACCCCCACUGACCACCCAGCCCCAUAACUACCACAUGGAGCAGCCCCGCAGCUUCUGGCUGGAGCGAGUCCACAGCGUGCCUGGUGUCACCUGCAUCCGCACUGGGGACAGUCCCUUCCGUAGGAACGCCACCUUCUCCACCCCCAUCAGCGAGUAUCUGGAGCAGCCUCUGCCCUAUGAGGCAGCUACCCGCCAGCCGCAGCCCAGCAUGCAAUAAAGAGCAGGAGCGAGCC
Tympanuchus pallidicinctus (lesser prairie-chicken) is the source of this 973-nucleotide messenger RNA. RefSeq names its product sperm associated antigen 8 (gene SPAG8). NCBI's taxonomy places the organism in Eukaryota, Metazoa, Chordata, Aves, Galliformes, Phasianidae. Gene Ontology annotation, molecular function: microtubule binding. The transcript is spliced from 6 exons. The record is from RefSeq and is a predicted model, not a curated record. Gene Ontology annotation, biological process: positive regulation of transcription by RNA polymerase II. Gene Ontology annotation, cellular component: nucleus; cytoplasm. The coding region runs from base 46 to 957 and encodes 303 amino acids.